AUGUCGCGCAGCGACGCAACGCCGUGUGCACUCUUGCAGAAGGAAGCGUCGCAGCGCCAACAGCGUCGCAGCGUCGCUCCCGCGUCGCAGCGUCGCAGCGUCGCAGCGCCAACAGCGUCGCAGCGUCGCUCCCGCGUCGCAGCGUCGCAGCGCCAACAGCCGCCAACAGCGUCGCAGCGUCGCAGCGCCACCCGCCCCCCGGAGCGUCGCAGCGUCGCAGCGUCGCAGCGCCACCCGCCCCCGGGAGCGUCACAGCGCAACAACGUUCGAAACGAACAUGUGGCUGAGGUUGAGCCAGAUGGUGGGCCGGCAGAAGAGUUGAAAGUUCAACGCGGAACUGUGAGUGUCGAAACUGCGGAUGCAGCCAGAAGAAAAGCUAGAUUGAAGAAUGUCCAGCGCCAUGCCGCAACCAGAUGCCUGAGAGCACAGUACUGGACGGGACCAACUGUUCUUGCAGCAGUCAAACUGUUGUUGACUGAGCUUAUUGGCUCCAGACAGAGCUUAGAGCUUGGAACAGCGCCGCAGAGUGUGCGCAACAAGAGGAUGGACAAAACUGCUGCUACGGUGCUGCAGUUGAACAAGGAACUGCGCACGGCCAGGUCGGUAGACGAUUUGGGUUCAAUCGUCGAGGAAAGAUUGCCUGAGUUUGACGGCCGUCAUGUGGCAACUUGCAUAUAUGGCUUGGCCACCCUAGAUACCAGGCUGGACGCUGGCAAAUGGUCAGUUGGUAGGGUGGGCCGAAAGCUUGCCCCGCGGCUCACUAAGGAGCUGGAAAGCGAAGGUCUUGGACAUCGAAGCCUGUCCAACGUUUGUUGGGCGGUGGCGAAGCUAAGUAGUGCAGCUCCUGAGUUGGAGUCACUUUCGGUCUCGUUGGCACUUGCUGGCGCUCCGCGGACUUUUGAGAUGAAUUCGCAGGGUUUGUCCAACACGUGCUGGGCUGUGGCUGCCCUUCAGCUAGCAGUCACCGAGGGUGCAGAUUUCUGGCGGGCAGCAUGCCAUGCCUGUCCUUCUGUGAUUGUAACUUCGGAGUCUUCGGAGGAGUUGUUGCCACAACACCUGACGACCCUGGUUUGGGCCAUGGCAGUUGCAAGGGCAGAGGAUACCUUUGAACAUGCUGGCGACGCGAGUGAUGCAGUUGCGCAGCAGGCAGCGGCCAGCUACAGAGAGUUUUCACCACAGAAUAUAGCGAUGACUCUGUGGGCGUUCGCAAAGCUUUCUCAGGCCCCAGAACCAUUGGUUUUCUUGUUUCAACGCCAAGCUUGCAGUGACGGUCUGAAAGGUUUUGGUGCCAUGCAGAUAUCCACCACCGUGUGGGCGAUGGCAAGGAUUGCCGAGGUUUCAAAGCAUGCUGCAAAGCAGGGCAUCUUCCGAGCGCUGCUCAUCCAAAAAGGUUGCAAGCGGCUGGCUGAAUUUUCGGAGCAGGGGAUAGCCAAUUUGUCCUUUGCCUUAUCAAAUCAAUUGAAUAUUCCGCGAUCUGCCAGAACAAGAAACUCAAACAUGAAAAAAUACAUCAUGAAUAGUAAUGUGGGAUACAGAUUAGUGUGGGGAUACAGAAUUGUGUCCACAGACUCCAAAAUUAUUUUGUAA
Cladocopium goreaui is the source of this 1587-nucleotide messenger RNA. Lineage: Eukaryota; Dinophyceae; Suessiales; Symbiodiniaceae. The record is from the annotation of a GenBank genome assembly.